Molecule: messenger RNA, 576 nt
Organism: Acanthosepion pharaonis
Lineage: Eukaryota; Metazoa; Mollusca; Cephalopoda; Sepiida; Sepiidae
Source: the annotation of a GenBank genome assembly
AUGCCUGCUUAUUUCUCAUUCUGUUUCUUUCUGCGUCUCUAUGUGUUUUGGGGGACUUUCUUGCCUUGUCUGUGUCUGUAUAUCACUCCCGCUAUUUUCUCAGCCUCCAAUGCUAUUUCUCAAUCUCUCUCUCUUUCGGUAUUUUUCUUUAUCUCUCUGUCUCUCUCCCGCUCAGUUAACACGCACACACACAUCUAUCUAUCUAUCUAUCUAUCUAUCUAUCUAUCUAUCUAUCUAUGUAUCAUCUAUCUACAUAACAAUUUCUUUUUUUCUAUCUAUCUAUCUAUCUAUCUAUCUAUCUAUCUAUCUAUCUGUGUCAAUUCCUUUACUUUCCCCUUUCAUUCAAUAUUUUCUUUUUUCUUUUAUAUGAUCGUUAGAUGUCUUUUUCCUUUUCAAGUCAUUCCACCUUUUUCCUUGCUUUAUUCUUUUAUUUGUUUAUAUUUUGCACGUCUUUAUUUUUUGUUUUCUCACCUUGUCCUUGAUUAUUUUAUUCGUUUCUUAUAUUUCCUUGAUUCUUUAAUUAAAUUUCUUCUGCUUGUUUUAUUUUCUCUUACUUUCUUUCCUUCUUUUUCUUGA